Cryptococcus deneoformans JEC21 is the source of this 1513-nucleotide messenger RNA. RefSeq lists its product as hypothetical. The record is from RefSeq and is a predicted model, not a curated record. The transcript is spliced from 2 exons. The coding region runs from base 85 to 1410 and encodes 441 amino acids. NCBI's taxonomy places the organism in Eukaryota, Fungi, Basidiomycota, Tremellomycetes, Tremellales, Cryptococcaceae.
CCGAUUGUUCAUAAAAGUGCGUGUGCAAGUCACCGGCCAUCGUAUAACCCAAUCUUUGAUACCUGUCACAUUCGUCUGAAGGACAUGGAUACCCCUCAGCAACCCAUUCUGCGUCGGCGUCCCAAGCGGCCAUCUUACGCCCCGACUGCUUUACCAAUCGUGCCUUCAUCAUCUACGUACACAGGAAAUACUCAACAAGCCAUGUCGCCAUCACUAUAUAGGACUAGCAUCCGCUCCGCCAGUCUGCAGUUAGAUACUGUCGCAACCCCUCAAAGAUUAAGAGACCUAGAAAUGGAAUGGAAAAAUAGAAGGAAAAUGGCUUUGGCGGACAUAUCUAACGGAUAUGGUGGAAAUAGCCAUCAACAGCAAUAUGGACCCAGGCAAACUACUACCAUUGACAAGUUGGAUAUCAAGCCCAUUGACCGGCAACAUGGGCCUAGUUUAAAGCCCGCCAAAAACGGGCCAAGAUUGCCCACCGAUGCUGGUCACACCCAAUCAAGUCAAUCAAAAUCUACGGCAGCUCGCCCAAACUUGAUACGAUGCGUUGAACCUCCCACUCCCCCAGAUACACCUUCGACCUCUAUCACACAGUUGAAACUUGAUCAGAUUGUACGUGAUUCCGUUCCUUCCCUGACGCGACCUUUGGAACCUUCAAAGCGACUGGCGACUAAACACAAAACGGAAUUGAUACCUAAUAUCGAAACACGCAUUCGGAAUCCAUUUGCCGCGCUUCCUAUUUUGGCUUCACCUCUGCCUACGACGACCAGGCCUGUUCCGUUGAUCCAUCCUCACAAAGGUGCUAUACACGUUCGUCCCUCAAAGUUUUCAGAAUUCGAUAUCAUCUUGACGCAUGAUGAGCUGUUGCGAAUUAUUGGUGGUGGAAUGGAAUUAAUUUGGAUGCGAGGGACAAGCGAUGAUACAUCUAGUUUUAGGAAACAUUUGAAACUCUGGGACAGCGCCAAAUGGACUGACGAAGAGGCCAACCUUUGGUACCGAGUGCAGCUCAUAGUGGAAAAUUUAAAGCGGAAAACACCACAGGCCAGAAUCUAUCACUCUUUAGGCAACAUUACUGUCAUGUGCUGUAAACCUCCGGAUAUCGUCAUCUCAUUCCGGUUUCCGUCACCUUAUAACAAAUUGUCAUCAACAAAUAUCUCAUCUUCCACCAUCAAAGUCCGCCUUUGUUAUUCACGCAUCUCAAAGGAGAUCCGUCUCCAUACCUCAUACGCCAAAGCUUCGCAUUCAGAGAAAUCUGAGGAAAGGUUGAGGACGAAACGGAUUGUCCCACUUACCAGCAAUGGUGAUAUCGAUGUCGCAUGUGGGACCAACCAUACAGAAGAUUGGAGGGAUGAAGAGAAAGAAGGCCUAAAGCGGUUAUGGGACACGAAACGGGAAUGGGAGAAGUGGUGCUGAUUAUAUAAUUCUGACAAUAGAUGAGAGUGCCAGCCAUGGCCAAACGGCGAGGAAAUGCAAAAAAGUGCCCUCAGUUUGAAGCAUAUAAGCUUUUCAAGUCCAC